AUGACAACAACAUCUAGUCGAAGUCCUGGAUGUUUUCGUGCUUAUUCAAAUGAACAAAAAACUUUACGUGCUAAACUCGAUCAAUUACUUAAAUGGACACGAGAUUUAAAAAGUAAUAUUAUGAAACUAUCAUGUAAAGCUUUACAAGCAAAUAAUAAUAAUAUGAUCAAUCGUCAAACAAUUGAUCAAAUUCAUGAUGAUUUAGAUGAAUAUAAACGAAAAUUUGAUCGUGAACUUGGUCGUAUACAUGAUAUCUGUGAUGCAUUAACAAAUAAUCCAUCAAUAAAUGGUGAUACAGAAAAUCUUCGUGAUGAAAUUCUUGAAGCAUUACGCCGUUCACCAACAUACUCAUCACUUGAACAACAUAUCUAUGAUGACAAACGACCACGAAUUCGUGUAAAACCACGUGAAAGAAUCCAUCCAGGACAAAGACAAGCACCACGCACACCAGCUCUAUCAACUGACACAAUAAAACGUAAAGCAACACAGCCAAUAGCUUUACAAGUAUUAGAUACUUCAAUUAUACCUGGUGCUAAACGACGAUCGCAAAUCGAUGCAUUUAAACGUUCAAGAUCAUUUACAAAUAUUGAGCAUACUGAAACACAAUUAGGUAUGGAUUAUGUUGAAGAAGAUGGAAGUGAUCUUUCAUGGAAACCAUUUGGACCAAAACGAACAAUUUCACAAGUUAGUUUAACAUCAACGAAUCAUGAACAAUCAAAUGAUGAACAACCAUCUACAAAUUCAACUACAACAAAUCAAUCAGUACCAGCAACAUCUACAGAAAAAUCUAAACCAUCUGUAUAUUUUGAUAAUAAUAAUAAUAAUAAUAAUAAUGAUUCAUCAGAUGAAGAAUUUGAUAUUGCAUGGGAACGUCGUGCGAAACAAAAAGCUCGAAAAGAAGCAGCUACAGCACCAACUACAUCCGUUGAAACACCAGCAAAACGUACUGUUCGUUUUUCACCUUCUACAUAUGAUGAACCAAUUGAACUUAUUGAACUUGAUCUUGAUGAAACAACACAAGAUGGAUUACAACAAACAAAAGAUCAAAAUAAUAAUAAUGACAAACAACAAACUGAAAUUGUUAGUUUAGUUGAUGAUGAUGAAACAACAAUGCCAGCAACAGAUACACAAAGUCAAAUAGCAAUGACCUCAACGGCACCAUCUUCAUCUCAACAAGCCAAUAAUCAAGAUGAUGAUAGUCAAAUAAUUGAUGAUAGUGAUGAUGAAAUAAUUGCUUUAAGUGAUGAUGAAAUUCCUAAAAAAUCAAAUAUUUCAUCGAAAAAACCUCUUUGGACUUCAUCUGAAAUUCAAAUAACAAGUGGAAGUUCUCAAUCACAAUCAUUACAUAAUCCAUAUCGUGUUGGUAUUGCUGAUCCAAGUUUACGAUCAAUAUUUUUACCGCCACCCAGUUCUCAACCCAUGUCAGCAUCAAAUAGUGGAAAUAGGCGAGCUCAAGGUAGUAAUCGAAAAACAUCGCCAACAAAACGAUCUAAUAAUUCCAAAUAA
Messenger RNA from Rotaria sp. Silwood1, 1506 nucleotides. Lineage: Eukaryota; Metazoa; Rotifera; Eurotatoria; Philodinida; Philodinidae. The record is from the annotation of a GenBank genome assembly.